Molecule: messenger RNA, 1765 nt
Organism: Candoia aspera
Lineage: Eukaryota; Metazoa; Chordata; Lepidosauria; Squamata; Candoiidae
Product: adenylyltransferase and sulfurtransferase MOCS3-like
Exons: 3
Coding region: 285-851 (188 amino acids)
Molecular function (GO): thiosulfate-cyanide sulfurtransferase activity
Source: RefSeq, a predicted model, not a curated record
CUCCUCCCUUUGCAAUCAUGUUUUUUUCACUGUUCAGGUUUCAUUUGCUGUUUGUCCAGAAGUCGACUUCUGAAUGCUUGUUGUGAAAGACCAGCAAGGGGUAGAAGUGAAACAAGUCAGAGACCCACAAACCACCCAAACUCAUGUUUUAUAGAUAUACUGACUAAAGAGGUAAUCUUUGCUAUCAAAAGUGUUUGCAAGCUAUUCUUUGCCAAGAAUUUUUACAGCCAACUUUUACUUUGCAAGAGCAAAAAGUCUUCACUUUGUGAACUGCUCACAAGCCAAUGGCUGACCAAUUUUUAAAGGAGCUUGAAGGUUCAGGUUUGAGGGAACCAUCCAAAAUGAGACCUUUGGUAAUCAGAUGGAUUGAGGAGCUGUUUCCAAGAGUUGAGUCAAUUACAACGGAAACCCUCCAGCAGUGGAUGGAAGAUAAACCAGGAGAGUUUCUCCUUCUUGAUACUCGAAGUCAAGCAGAAUUUGAAGUCAGCCACUUGCCAGGAGCAAUCUUGGUUCCUCCUGAAACUGAUGCUGUAAAGGAAAUUUUCAAAGCAUGGUUCAAACAAGAGUAUGAAGGGUGUCACAGACACAUUGUCUGCUACUGUACUGUGGGCUAUCGAUCAUCCAUGACAGCUCAGCUCCUGAGUGACUACUUGAGCUGUGAGACAAGUCAAAAUUUCGUUACCUCUUCCAAGAUUUACAAUGUUCAAGGAGGUCUAGUGAAAUGGGCCUCUGAAAGGAGGUGGAUGGUGGACCAACAUAAGAAACCAUCAUCCCAAAUGCAUCCCUAUAAUGAUGUCUGGGCAAAACUCUUAGAGCCAGAGUUCAAGGUGGCUACUGAAGAAAAGGUUUAAAGGUGGUCUUGUGACGAAGUAUUCCAAGCUGGGAAGUCAGUUUCAAAACAGCAUAUUGCUCUGAACACUCAAUCUGGAAAAAAUAUUUUUAAGGCCUUUUAAUCAUUCCAAAAGCAGUCCACAAGACAGUCACAGCUCCAUAAACUUCAGAAUGAAAUAGUUAAUGAAUUGCACCAACAAAUACUUUUUGAGGCAGUUUCAGCCAGCUUGUCUGUGAUGCUUGUUUGCUGUGACUCUUCCUUGAUGCUGCUUCUGAAACUCCUGAGAAAAUAUUUCUAAAAAUAUGACAGGAUUGCUUGGAGGCUGCUGAUGCAAAACGUUCUUAGAUGGGUGAAAAUCAGAGGCUCUUUAGUUUGACAUAACUUUUCAAAGCAGCUUGUUGGUGAGGAGAAUGCCAGCAAUUUUCUUCUUUUUCUGUACUUUUUCUAUAAUAAGUAGAUUUUUAAUUAAAAAAACCAUGAAGGUUACUUGGAAGAUUUUUCAAAGAAUUUGUUCAGCAACUGUGUCAAGGAGGAUUUCAUUUUACAGACCAGUUGAAAAAUUACCAUAAAAAGUAGCACGGUUUUGUGGCAUGGUGAUAGCCAAAUAUCAGCCUUAGCACCUUUCUUCAAUGGUCUAAUCUUCUGGAGACAAUAUUUCAUUGCUGAUACUACAAAUCCUUAGCCCAUUAAGUUAGUUUAUGGUACAAUCUUUUGCAAACCCAGAAAAUGGGUUACUCUAGUAACCAAAUUUAAAAAAGUUGUGAAUACAGCCUCACUCUAUAAUUGUGGGUUGUUGGGUUUUUUGGACAACUACUAGGCAGGAUUUGGACACUGCCAAACAGUUGACUAUGUGUUGAUGUUUGCACAAUGUAACAGAUUAGUACUGAGUUAAAUUUGGGUCUCUUCUGGAUUAAAACCAACUUUUUCCUGCCU